UAACCAGGCUGGCUUUGAAGUUUGUUUGAGAUUUCCUUUCAAAGACAGCAGCCCCUGGGCCCUCCAGCCAUUCCCUCUCAGGCCUCUGGAACAAUGCAUCAUAAAAACACUGAAGUCCCCUGGAAGAGACCCCAGAAAACCCUGAGGCCCAAGCAGGGGAGCUACUUGCACCUGGCGGCAGAGCUGGGGAAGACCCUGCUGGAGAGGAACAAGGAGCUGGAGGAGUCUCUGCAGCAGAUGUACUCCACCAACGAGGAGCAAGUGCAGGAGAUUGAGUACCUGACCAAGCAGAUAGACACACUACGGCACGUGAACGAGCAGCACGCCAAAGUGUACGAGCAGCUGGACCUCACCGCCCGAGACCUGGAGCUGACCAACCAGAGGCUGGUGCUGGAGAGUAAGGCUGCCCAGCAGAAGAUCCAUGGGCUGACAGAGACCAUCGAGCGUCUUCAGACCCAGGUAGAGGAGCUGCAAGCCCAGGUGGAGCAGCUGCGGGGCCUGGAGCAGCUGCAGGUGCGCCGGGAGAAGCGGGAGCGCAGGAAGACCAUCCACACCUUCCCCUGCCUCAAGGAGCUGUGCACCAGCCCCCGGUGCGAGGAUGCCUUCCGCCUGCACAGCUCCUCGCUGGAGCUGGGCCCUCGGCCCCUGGAGCAGGAGAACGAGCGGCUGCAGACCCUGGUGGGGGUGCUGCGCUCCCAGGUAAGCCAGGAGCGACAGCGCAAGGACCAGGCGGAGCGGGAGUACGCGGCGGUGCUCCAGGAGUACACAGAGCUGGAGGGCCAGCUGUGCGAGAUGGAGGGCUGCCGCCUGCGGGUGCAGGAGCUGGAGGCCGAGCUGCUGGAGCUGCAGCAGAUGAAGCAGGCCAAGACCUACCUGCUAGGCCGGGACGACCACUUGGCAGAGGCCCUGCUGGCCCCUCUCGCCCAAGCCCCCGAGGCCGAUGACCCCCAGCCGGGAAGCGGGGCCCACUGCGGGGGCCAGGACGGGAUCUCCUCCCCCACCGCCUCCCCCGGGCACGCGGUGCGGAAGAGCUGCAGCGACACGGCGCUCAACGCCAUUGUGGCCAAAGACCCGGCCGGCAGGCACGCGGGCAACCUCACCCUGCACGCCAACAGCGUGCGCCGGCGGGGCAUGUCCAUCCUGCGCGAGGUGGACGAGCAGUACCACGCGCUGCUGGACAAGUACGAGGAGCUGCUGAGCAAGUGCCGGCAGCACGGGGCGGCGGUGCGGCACGCGGGCGUGCAGACCUCCCGGCCCAUCUCCCGCGACAGCUCGUGGAGGGACCUGGGGGGCGGCGAGGACGGCCAGGGGGAGGCCAAGACGGGCGAGAAGAGCCUGAGCCAGCACGUGGAGGCUGUGGACAAGAGGCUGGAGCAGAGCCAGCCCGAGUACAAGGCACUCUUCAAGGAGAUUUUUGCCAGGAUCCAGAAGACCAAGGCUGACAUCAACGCCACCAAAGUCAAGACACACUGCAGCAAGUGACCCCUUUCCCAGCCCGCAGCCUCUCCUGCGCUCCCGGCUGCGGGGCGGGGCGGGGGGGGGGAGGUGUCCCCCUCACGCCUGGGCCACCCUCUUUGUUGAGGAAAGUCCCUAAUUUAGCCACACUGAAUCAUGGCCGGCGUGGGAGGUGAGGCCGUCCCGUGUGGGGACCUAGCACCCUCUGGCCGAUGGGAUGGCCCACCUGCCCUGUCUCCUAAGAGUCCUCGGCCACCCCGCUUCAGCCUGAAGGCACAGCUCAGUUUCAAAGCCAAACGCUCCCAUCCCCUGCACCUCCCCCCCCCCCCCCCCCCCCCGCCCCAAGCUUCCAGACUCUGAGCCCACUCUCAGAGGGUGGCCAAAUGUCAGGAAGAGGCUUUGGCUCAGCUGACUUUGCCCUCCUCCCCCCCCCACCCCCGCCCAAGUUGUUUCUCUUAAGAGAUUUAUAAUGCAAGUCUCCUUGACCCCGUGCCACAACUGGAAACACUUGAAAGGGGAGAAUCUCAGAGCCGGCCACCGCUGGCUUCCGGAGUCCCCCCAACCACCCACUGCUUCUCUCCAGCCAUGAC
Messenger RNA from Perognathus longimembris pacificus (Pacific pocket mouse), 2045 nucleotides. RefSeq names its product cerebellar degeneration related protein 2 like (gene Cdr2l). Lineage: Eukaryota; Metazoa; Chordata; Mammalia; Rodentia; Heteromyidae. The transcript has 5 exons. The coding region runs from base 94 to 1482 and encodes 462 amino acids. The record is from RefSeq and is a predicted model, not a curated record.